AGACACAGGCCUGAAAGAAGGUCUUCAGAGAAUCUAGAGAGCACGGUUCACAGAGUCACCCACCUCCGCCAGGCCAGCAGCAUCUAUGAGGUCCCCAAUGGCCCCACCCCUGUCCUUACUUCUGGCCCUGGUGCUGCUCACCUGCAACUCCAUCUGCUCUCUGGGCUGUGACCUGCCUCUGACCCACAGCCUGGCUAACAGGAGGGCCCUGAUGCUCCUGCAACAAAUGAGGAGAAUCUCCACUUCCUCCUGCCUGCAGGACAGAAAUGACUUUGGAUUCCCCAAGGAGGCACUUGCUGGUAACCAGUUUCAGAAAGCUCAAGCCAUCUCUGUCCUCCAUGAGAUGAUCCAGCAGACCUUCCAGCUCUUCAGCACAGAGGACUCAGCUGCUGCUUGGAAUGAGACCCUGCUGGACAAGUUCUGCACUGCACUUUAUCAGCAGCUCACUGACCUGCAAGGCUGUCUGAUGCAGGAGGAGGGGCUGGAAGGGACUCCCCUGAUGAAGGAGGAGUCCACCCUGGCUGUGAGGAAAUACUUCCACAGAAUCACUCUCUAUCUGCAAGAGAAGAAACACAGCCCUUGUGCCUGGGAGAUCGUCAGAGCAGAAGUCAUGAGAUCCUUCUCUUCCUCGGCCAACUUGCAAGAAAGACUCAGGAGGAAGGAAUGA
This is a messenger RNA of Hippopotamus amphibius kiboko, 667 nucleotides long. Its product is annotated as interferon alpha-1-like. The transcript has a single exon. The record is from RefSeq and is a predicted model, not a curated record. Gene Ontology annotation, biological process: T cell activation involved in immune response; positive regulation of peptidyl-serine phosphorylation of STAT protein; cytokine-mediated signaling pathway. Gene Ontology annotation, cellular component: extracellular region. NCBI's taxonomy places the organism in Eukaryota, Metazoa, Chordata, Mammalia, Artiodactyla, Hippopotamidae. Gene Ontology annotation, molecular function: type I interferon receptor binding; cytokine activity. Bases 86 to 667 code for a protein of 193 amino acids.